Molecule: messenger RNA, 4191 nt
Organism: Didymosphaeria variabile
Lineage: Eukaryota; Fungi; Ascomycota; Dothideomycetes; Pleosporales; Didymosphaeriaceae
Exons: 7
Coding region: 1-4191 (1396 amino acids)
Source: RefSeq, a predicted model, not a curated record
AUGGCGGAGGCCGCGAACGUGGGAACUGGCUCGGAUAUCUCCAAGUCCUUCAACUGGCUCAGCCGAAAUCGUCGAGGGAUCGCAUAUAUCAGCUACUCUCAGUUUUCUCAUCUCUCGGCCACCUCCUUCGAGUUUGGAUCUCGCGGAUACGCCGCAAGGUGCAAUUACGGUGGCGAGCUAUUGAAUCUAUCGUCGCUCUCUCCUCAACAUGGUCUAAUAUUCGCAAAUGGCGACUUCUCGCCCUCGCUUCAUGCUUCCAUUGCAAGAGGUCAACUUGAGACCGGGGGACCAUCUACCUUCGGGCUCAAAGUCUCGAUGGACCAGCCCCCCUACCAUCCUUCGCUUCUAUUCGGGAAUAAGGCAGGAUCGCAUUUCCGCCUUGGUAACAUGCUGGAACGGGGAAGUUUCAACUAUCGCUGGCCUUUCAACGAGUACGCACUUCUUCUGAACGAAGACUCCAGGGAUGACAUGGACAAGGAUCGAUGGAAGGUUAUCAAGGACAAGAUGCUUGUUCAGAAAAGGAAGGAGUGGAACGCCGAGCGUAAAUCACCAGAAGAGAUAAUACAGCACGAACUUGAGGUUGUAGAUGAAGUUGACCGAGUAUUUAUGCAAGAGAAGGUUUAUGAUGAGGAGAAAAGGAAACUGAGCAAUGAGCGCAUGUCAGAAAAAGAGAUCGAGCGAAUACUGGCAAGUAAAGAAGAAAUCAUGGCAAAUGAAGUAAAGGAGAGAUUGAAGAAAGCGAAGCAGAACAGAAAACAUGGAGUCGCAGGAGAGGUCUCAGGGACAGAGAAGGAGACGGGAACUUGUGUAAUGUUUUCGUUCAUCAAGGAUGGCAUACUCUACCAAGUCGUGCGCAUUGAACAAGACUUCUGGUCAGCUGCGGACCCGAGCACAUGUCAUAUAUUUCCGGACGACGCUCACAUUGUUCUCACUGUCGGAGGACCUGUUCAAUUCCGACAUUUUGGCCCGAACCCUGCUGUAAGCGGACUGUAUUGUCAUGCCGACAAGCCUUCCAAGCAACCGUGCAAGUCGGAACCGCCAUUAACGACGAGUUUAGGACCGUGUGAGAAGAUUAUGUAUACAGAUGAAGAAAUCAAACUGGAAGCCAGGGUCUAUCAACUUAACACCAAUGCAGAAGUUGAAAAAUACGAAGAAUUGCUGUUGAUACCUUCAAAAUCAGACGGUGAUAAUGGCGUAGAGGCAUGUGGCAUGACCGCUUACCACGCAAUUUGCAAACUAUCUACCCGAAAUGGGCCCAUCAAGAAGAAGAAUGCAACUUUCGUAGCGUCCUUCUGUCUGUCCGAGUCUUCCACAUCGCCGAAGCCAUGGCCAGCAGUCCCUCCCUCGUCAGAGGAAAUUUUCAACUAUGUCGGUGCCAACCCCAAGGAUAAGCUGAGUCGGAAAUCGGCGACAGGCGCUAUGUGGGACACGAUUUUUCUCAAGCACUACCUGCGGUCGAACUCCUUGUCUCCGCUCGCCGAAGUUCAUUUGAUCGGCAGGUGCCUCGAAAAGAUCAUUCAUGUCGACAUCCUUCCUAUUCAUCAUUCGAGCACCCAGAAAUCGGAACGCUGCGAUGCCCUUGUCAGUAAUAUUUUCAUCAAAGCGACUGUCGACUAUAGAGCAUUAUUCUGGAAAAUACGGUUCCUCAUCAAAGUCCAUCUUUUCCUCGGCCGAGUCAUUCAGCAUUCAUUACAAGUUAGCAAGAGUACCAACGAUGACGGACGAAGCGGAAAUCAUAGCGCGUCGCUGUCUGAUUUAGAUCCAGUUGAUAAAGAAACAAUGAGAGAUAUUGCUGCGGAGCAACAACGGCGCAUCCAGAAUCGAAUAGAAGGAGUUGUCCGCUUCUUGGUCCUAGCACUACGUGAACCAAAUUCUUCACCUUUCACAAACGUCGAUAACUCAGGGGACAUGUCCAACUACUACUACAUGAUGAUCACGCUUUGGUACUCGAUUCGGAAUUUUUCAUCCGAAAAACCCUCGACCCCAACGUCCUUAUGUAGUGAACAGCCUUCAUUCCAUUGGGAACGAUCACUUAUGCAGGGCUUAGGGGAGAAAGCCGAACAUGCUGCACACCUGCCGAACAAUGACGAAAAUUUCGGCAUGGUGAACAAGGACAAAAUACCACUACUCCAAUGGUAUCAAUACGGUUCGAUCUUGGAACUCUGCCGAUUGGGAUAUCUGCCUCCAAUUUGGAACCGACAAGACAGACUUCCCAGGAGGGUGCACCAACUGAGGAAUGCGGCGUUAGUGGCUUCAGCUGCCAAAUACUCGUCUAGAUCUCCUUAUUCGGCCAACGAUGAGAUUGUUGAUAGACUAGCCUUUCUAGGGUAUGAACUCGGCCUGGAGGAGGGGCUAGACAGAAACUCACAUACCGUCGCCUCGUUUGCCAGGAAGCGUGUCAAGGAACGUGACUUCACUAGAACAAUCAAUCCAGGCUGGUUGCCUGCUGAAGGAGACGGAUCCAUUGACGGGCCUUGGGAAGUGAACGCUCUCUGUCAUCACAGCCGUUUAAUGGUCGUCAACCUGGAAUAUGAUCAACCCAUGGCCAAAUCUAGUGACUGGAGGAGCGAAGACCAGAGAGAGGAAGAAGUGGAGUUGUAUAAAGGGAAGCUGUUUCACUUCAUCAACUCCGAAGCCACGCUGGUGCCAUGCUGGGAUAGGUCGCAUUUGCGAGCACGCAAAGGGUGGGCGCAUUCUGAAGCUACGUCCGUCCUUGGCUCAACACUACUGGACAUCCACAAACAGGUUUUCAAGGAUCCUUUAAGUGGUAUGAAGCCGUCAGGAUCCCCUCGGAGCUACAACGACGGCACGAAGAAGGUUGUGCAAGAGAUGUGGUUCAUAGAAACACUGAUGAGCAAGCAAACGAAGAUGCUCGAAAGAACCACACCUGAAGCUGGACUUGCUCCUCCAAUCGAAUGGGCCCAAACAUGGAGGCCUCCUCGGGAAUAUCAUCCAGAAACUUUCAUCCACUCUCUCGAAGACACUCCUCACUUGUAUCGACAUCCUUAUAUAGGCAGGGUGAAACUUCCCCAUUCGCUUCGCGAAUACGUAUUACUUCCGAAAGAGGUACCUGCCGAGGGUUUCAAUAAGGGUCAUCUCCAGAGUAUGGGGGACUUACGCUAUAUUUACCUCGCAGACAUCCUUAGCAACGGCGAUAACAUUGAGUAUGCGGGUCUCACACCUGGGGCUACCACAGUCAGAAUUAAUGGCCAGAUCGCAGUUAGGAGGGGUGGCCAGGAGGAGCUGGUGCGUAGGCUUCAAGACAGUCUUGUUGACCUCGAUGUCCGACACCGAUUCUUGAGAGCGAAAGAGACAGGAAGUAAUCGCCCAACGAAAGUGCUAGAGGAGCCUAAGGAUGAGACCUGGUCUUGGUGCCCACCUCGAAUCACCCGAAAGGGCCGCGACUUAGAAGCGCAGAGGGAGAGCUCGGGUGGUACCCGGCCUUCCCUCCCAUAUCAAUACCGGAAAGAGUUCAUGGAUGACGAACCCAUAUCGCUUCUUGCCCAUUUCGAUAAAUUGGUAGACACAAUCGGAGACGACCCGAAGGCCAAACACCGUCACGAACUGCGCAUAGCCUGUUUCGAGCUCCAAGUAUCAUCCUUUGUCCUUGCAACAAAUAGCUUCGGCGAUUUCAGUAAAUGCACCAUCAUAUCUCAGUUGAUUGAUCAGCCAAAGUUGCGAGAAAUCAGCGAAGAGGCGAGGAAUCUGUACCGGAUCUUCAUCCACCAACCUCAGACAGCAAGGUGUCUGGUCUUCCUCCUGGUUCUGGGGAAGAUCAACGGAGAAAUUGCGCAACAAUACGAAAAGGCAGUCAACGUUGUCAGCUCCAUUUUGAAUCUUGAAAAGUGCUUUAGCGAGGAGGUUGAAACAUGGCCGGAAGAUAAGGAGGCCGUUCGUCAAUUCCAACUCGGACUAUGGAGUCUAGAGUCUCUGUACAAGCUCCAGUAUAGCUUGAAACUAUCCCUUGACAGCAUUGUCGAGGCUAGAGACAAACUCACCGGCGAGGUUAAAGAGGGAUGCCGAUCACGAAGCGAGCCGCUCGAAAGAUUGUGCCAGGAAUCUCAGGAUACCUUCGAAAACAGCUUGACACAGUUGACCGCAGUGGCCUCAAAGCUCGCACAAGACAUUGAGUUAAAUAGCCGCUACAAAGACGCGGUAACCCUCACGAAGCUUUUUUCAUGCCCCGCAUAG